Aplosporella prunicola CBS 121167 is the source of this 717-nucleotide messenger RNA. RefSeq lists its product as uncharacterized. The record is from RefSeq and is a predicted model, not a curated record. Bases 1 to 717 code for a protein of 238 amino acids. The transcript has 2 exons. Lineage: Eukaryota; Fungi; Ascomycota; Dothideomycetes; Botryosphaeriales; Aplosporellaceae.
AUGGCGGGCUACAGCACUCUAACCAGCGUCUUACUACUGGCCUCGCAGCUGCUCCUCCACUGCCGAUCAGAGCUGGUCGAUACGAACUACUUCCUCUUCCCCUUGAAAGCGGGCAUCGUCCCUACGGUGCAUAAUGGGGACACGGUGAACGUGACGUGGCGGUCUGAGUUCGGCUUGACGGUGCUGUAUCAUGUGUGUCAGUCCGAGCAGAUGGCAGCCUACCCCAACCAGCCCGCCAACGGGCACGUCCAGCUCGCCGUCAACGCCUCCUGGACUGCCCCUUGCCACUGGCAGCUCGCGCAGCAAGGCGACGAGGAAACCUACUUCGACAGCGGCCAGGUCGACGUCACGAACGCGCGGGCCACGCCUGCCGUUAUGUGGGUGCCUGCGGAUGCGGAUGCGGAUGCGGGCGAGAGCUGUGCCAGGAGUGGUGCGGGCUCUGCUACUGCUUCUGCUUCUGCUUCUGCGGCAGCGAGCGCGAGCGAAAGCACGGCCGGCGUGUCUGAGGGCGGAGAGGCUGCUUGCGACAGCAGCGCUGCUGAUUACGGCACUGCGCGGCGGGGGCUAGGCACGGGGCCGAGUGUCGGGGUGGGUGUUGUUAGCGGCGUGCUGGCCGGGGGGCUUGUGGGCGUGUGUGCGUUUUUGGUUCAAGGGCGGUUAGGGAGACGGCGGUGGGAACAGAGGGGGGAGAAAGUCAAGGCUGCGGGAAUGCAGUGA